UUGGCCGAGUCUGCUUUUGUUUGUCUAGCUGAAGUGAAGAGGCUUCCGGAGCCAGGAGUUUUCAGAAGGAUAAAGCAAGACAGGUGGCAACAACCCAUUUGGCAAAACAUUUCUGUCGAUAAGGAAAUGGAUGAUGCUAUUGUUCUAAGAAGCACAUUCUCAUUUCACUUAGGACUUUAAACCAAGCCAGAAUUCACUUCGGUCACAUACUGCAAGUCAGAUUGAGAGGCAAAAAACAAAAGCAAGAAAAAAGAUAAACCAACCAAAUUUGCGGAGAUGGCUUCCAUGACCAUGGCAGCCUCCUUCCUCACUGGCUCAGCCUCAACCAUCACCAAACCUUCUACAGCUCGCAGGAGUCUCAUUGUGGCCAAGGCUUCAAGUGCCCCAGAAGGAGAGAAGGGCAGCUUGGAAAUGAAGAACAGCAGCAGCAGCAGCAGCAGUGGGAGGAGGGAUCUGAUGUUUGCUGCUGCAGCUGCGGCUGCAUGCUCCAUAGCCAAGGCUUCCAUGGCCGAUGAGCCUAAGCGUGGGACAAAAGAAGCCAAGGAGAAGUAUGCUCCUGUUUGUGUCACGAUGCCUACUGCUCGUAUCUGCCGCAACUGAUGAGGGAUCAGUUUUAUGAUCAUUUGCUUUGAUUCAGUCACUUAUGGUGGUUGUAAUGUAAAAUUUGUAGAACUUGUAUGUUCUUUGUAUCUUUUCUUGGGACAAUCUAUUAAUUAAUCUGGCUUCUUCCUCUUCUUAUUC
Prunus mume (Japanese apricot) is the source of this 741-nucleotide messenger RNA. RefSeq names its product Photosystem II 5 kD protein. Lineage: Eukaryota; Viridiplantae; Streptophyta; Magnoliopsida; Rosales; Rosaceae. The record is from RefSeq and is a predicted model, not a curated record.